AUGGCAGGCCAGCGCAAGCUCUUGAGCGAGAUUGAUCGCACGCUCAAGAAGGUGAGCGAAGGUGUGGAAGUAUUUAACGAGAUAUGGGACAAGGUGUACGCGGCUACUGCCCAAAAUCAGAAGGAAAAGCAUGAGGCCGAUCUGAAGAAAGAGAUUAAAAAACUGCAGCGCUUUCGUGACCAAAUUAAGACAUGGAUUGGCAAUUCGGAUGUCAAAGACAAACGACCGCUCGUGGAUGCUCGUAAACUUAUUGAGCAUAAAAUGGAGGAGUUUAAAGUUUGUGAAAAGGAGACUAAGACUAAAGCUUAUAGUAAGGAAGGAUUGGCACAGGUCGAACGUCUUGACCCGGAACAGCAAGCGCGACAGCAAUCUCACGCAUGGAUUCAGGACUGUCUGAAUCAAUUUAAUGUUCAAAUUGAGGCACUUGAGAGCGAUGUUGAGCGUCUACACUCAGCAAAGGGGCGCAGUCGCAACAAGAGCGAGAUUGUGGAAAAGGAAAAGCUACUAUCUCAGCACAAGUGGCACAUUCUGAAGCUCGAGCAAAUCAAUCGACUUCUAGAUAAUGCGGCGCUUGAGCCAGAACAGGUGGACGUUUUAAAAGAGGAUGUUGAGUACUAUUUGGAGGCAAAUCAAGAGCCGGACUUUAUGGAAACGUGCGGAGGUGAUGACAUUUACGAGUCACUUGAUCUCGAUACCCUUGGACAGCAGCUUCAGGUGGCACUUCCUACAGAGCAGGACGUUGGUAUUGAGGAUGCAAGUGUAGUAGCAUCCGCAGCAUCGACUACUGUUCCUACGACUACAUCAGCACGUGGGAAGACACCACGCAAAAGUGUAACGACAUCGGUCAUUACAGGUAUUGGACGUGCUGGUGUGGUUAAACCUAUCGAUCUCAAGACGUCAACGCCUAGUCGCUCAACUAGCGCCACUAAGAAUGAUGUUUCGCCACUUGAUGUCAACAAGUCUGAUGACUCGAAAUUGGCCAAGGCACGCACGACUCCGCAGCGUCCAAAAAGUGGGUCUUCUUCGUCAGAGAAAGGAUUAAGUAAAGCACCGACCCCAGUAUCUUCUUCCCCAGCUGUAAGUACGCCAGGUUGUCAGAUAUCACCACCCACUCCACAGCGCACGCCAUCUCCUAGUGUAGGAAAAGGGCAGUUUGGGGGCACGAGCUCGUCGUCGUCGUCUGCGUCACCAGCACCAGCCAAGCUUUCAGUUUCAGGUCCAUCACCUUCACCUUCAACUGCCUCAUUACCACCGCCAAUUCCUAAUCCCUCGCCAAGUGCAUCUACGAACUCUUCAACAACUGCACCAGCAGCUGUACCAGCUCCUACUCUAUCUGGAGCUGAAUCUGCUGCGUCACCGCCUACAGUGGCAGCGUCAAAUUCUCGGCCAGAGAAUUCACCCAAGCUUACAGAAGAACAGAAGCAGGUCUUGCGGUUGAUUGAUGAAAGCUUUCACUUCAUUCCCGAGAGCCGUGACUCUGAAAAGGUCAACCGUUACGUUCCACGCAAUUUAUACCCCACACCCUCGUCUUUUCCAGCCUCGCCGUCCCCAUUAUUCUCUAGUGCUCCUAUUUUCGAGAAAUUGGAUGUCGACACGCUAUUUUUCAUCUUCUACUACCAGCAGGGCUCAUAUCAACAGUACUUGGCUGCUCGUGAGCUCAAGCGACGGACUUGGGGUUAUCACAAGAAGUACAAGACAUGGUUUAAGCGUCAUGAAGAGCCACAAGUGACAGGAGAGGACUACGAACAGGGCACUUUUGUCUAUUUUGACUACGAGACUGGCUGGUGUCAACGGAUCAAGACAGAGUUUACAUUUGAGUACAGUUUUCUUGAAGAUGAGCUGCAUGUGCUGGCAGCUGCUGCUCGUAUUGAUGGUCAUGCGCACCGCACGCCAGUACAAAAGUGCCACGCUCUUGAAAUGAUUGUCAAUGAAAAGAGCCCGACCCCAAAACAAUUGUUCUUUAAGUGUGAGAAUUUUCAAAAAGUCGGAGCUUUUAAGUAUCGUGGCGCAUUAAAUGCAGUCAAGAAGUUCUUGCACGAGACAGAGCAAGAGAACAUGACGAACACAACAUUUAUCACGCACUCGAGCGGCAAUCACGCACAGGCCUUGAGUCUUGCAGCUAGAGAUGCCAACUGCAAGGCAGUGAUUGUUAUGCCUAAAAAUUCGCCAAGUGUCAAGCAGAACGCUGUUCGUGGCUACGGUGCUGACAUAGUUCUGUGUGAACCAACUAACGAGGCUCGUGCAAAGGCUGCAAAUGAGAUAGGCACAAUUGCAUUAGAAAUACUGGAGCAAGUGAAGCAGGAAUAUGGCGUUGAUUUAGAUGCUAUCGUUGUACCUAUUGGGGGUGCCGGUCUUUGUUCGGGUGUUGCUAUGGCUGCCAAGUCUGUUCAACCUGGUAUUAAGGUCUUUGCCGUAGAGCCUGCCGGUGCAGCUGAUGCUUAUAACUCUUUUCAAAAACGUGAGCUGAUGGGCCAUUCAACUCCCGUCAAUACUGUUGCUGACGGGCUUCGAACAAUUUUAGGUGAUAACAACUGGCCCAUUGUGCGCGAUUUCGUGGACGAUAUUCUCCUCGUCACCGAUGACGAAAUUGUGUGGGCCAUGAAGCUUAUUUGGGAACGCAUGAAGUUGGUCGUGGAACCUAGUGGCGCCGUUGCAACGGCAGCUGUCCUCACGAACAAACUGCCGGCAAAAGUCACUAACAUUGGUAUUGUAUUAUCUGGUGGGAACAUUGACCUUGAAAAGCUUCCAUGGAUUACAGAAAAGUCCGCUUAA
Messenger RNA from Plasmopara halstedii, 2772 nucleotides. Its product is annotated as subunit of the ccr4not complex. Gene Ontology annotation, cellular component: nucleus. Gene Ontology annotation, biological process: L-serine metabolic process; pyruvate biosynthetic process; D-serine biosynthetic process. The record is from RefSeq and is a predicted model, not a curated record. The transcript has 8 exons. Bases 1 to 2772 code for a protein of 923 amino acids. Lineage: Eukaryota; Oomycota; Peronosporomycetes; Peronosporales; Peronosporaceae. Gene Ontology annotation, molecular function: threonine racemase activity; ATP binding; pyridoxal phosphate binding.